This is a messenger RNA of Caenorhabditis sp. 36 PRJEB53466, 4715 nucleotides long. The record is from the annotation of a GenBank genome assembly. Lineage: Eukaryota; Metazoa; Nematoda; Chromadorea; Rhabditida; Rhabditidae.
AUGGCUUUCCGGCCCAACUAUGGAAUGCCUUCCUAUCCCCGUGAGUUUCUAGCGAUUGAAACGUAGUGCAUAAAGAACAAUUUAGACUAUCCACAACAACAACAACAGAUAGUCUUCGGUCAGAUGCGAAUGCCCGUGCAGCAUGUAAGUAACAUUUUCAAUGAAAUGUUGCGUAAAUCGAAUUCGAUUUUUUCAGCCUCCUGCAGCAGCUCCAGUAAGACAACAAGAGCCGACUCCCGUGUUUGUUGGAAAUAUUUCGGAGAAGUGCACUGACGAAUUCAUUCAAAAGAUGCUCAAUGUACGUUGGAAUGUUCAAAGCUCUUGUCUCGAAUCUUCUCAAGUUAAUUCAACCUUAUAUAUAAAACUAAAUGUUCGCAGGAAUGUGGCCACGUGACGAGUUGGAAGCGCAUUAAAGGCAACAACGGCAAGCUUCAAGGAUUCGGAUUUUGUAAUUUCUCUGAUUUGGAAGGAACACUUCGUGCUCUUCGUAUCCUACACGACUUUCAUUUGGGAGACAAGAAGUUGACUGUCAAAGUGAGAAAAUUGUGUUAUAUUGUCUCUCAACAAUUGAUUGUUUGUUAGGCAGAAGAAAAAGUGCGUCACGAUCUUCGUAAAACCGCUAUCGAAAAUCGAAAACGUCAAGGUGAGCUUUUUACGAAAAAACCCAACUUCCGUACAAAAUUACAUUUCUUCUGGUUUUGAAGCAUUAUUUGCAUCACCGAUUAGGUAACACAUUGUUCACUGUUUUCGUGCAUGAAUGCAUUUCCUUCACCUAAAAGUCGAGUUUUAUGUUAACAAAUGCAUGACGUUCCUUUUGUACUCUUCUGCUAUUUUUUCUCCUAAUUUUUGAUGUAGAUACAGCUUUAAUUGCCAAAUUUGUUUCUCUAAUAAGCACAAAUUUUAGGGAAGAAAGAGUUGAAGCUGAAAGAUGGUGAAUUGCCUGCCGAUGAGGACGAUUUGAAGAAGGACGAGGAGAUUCGGCUCAAAAUUCUUCAUUGGAUGGAGACGGAUCACAAAGAACUGUUCACAGUUACCGAAGGUGAGUGUGAAACGAAUGGAAACGCCAAUGUAUUGCUUUUACGUCUUCAAUUCUCAACUUUCAGACGGAGAGGUGUCGGAUGAGCUCAAAAAAACACGAGCGCAGGACGGGAAACUCGCAGAAAAAUCGGCAACAUCUUCUGGAGCUGGAACACUGAAAAGAGUGAGUGAUUACUGAAACAAACCCAAUUUUUGCUCAUCCGUCCGAUCGCCCAACGCGAAAAGCUUGAACUUACGAGUGAAAAAGAAAAGCGUAAGCCUUCAUAAAUCCCGUUUUGAUUCUGAAAUCUAUAUAGGCAUAUAAUCAGCAAAGAUACGGAUGAAAAUCGCGAUACCGUAAGUUUUGACCGCCUUUUUCCAUUAAACAUUUCUUAAAAUCUGAAAACCAAGUAUAGAUGGCCUUAAAAGUAUUUAAAAAAAAGGUGUUUUAAAACAACAGAAAUCCUUUGUUUUUACCCUCAAAUUGCACAAAACUGCCUAAACAAGUGAAUAAACAAAAUCAUGUGCAUAUCUGGAGAAUGAUUGUAAUAUCCUCUACUAUUAACUAACUAACACAUCUGUUGGCAUGCUAAACAUCUGUCUUUCUUCUUCUUGUUUUUUGUGUCCCGGUGAACUUGUAGGAGUUCUGGUGGCUUUUGCUCGAGAAAUCGAAAACCGCCCGAUUCUCUUAUACAGUCCCCCUUUGCUUUUGCAUGCGGUCUUCACUUUUCCACCUAGAUUCACCCAUCACCCACUGCUUCUUCUUCCUCAUUUCUCCUUUUUUCCAUCUUUUCUAUCUCCUCUUCUACUUCUUCUUUCUCUACUCUUAUUCAGUUCUGAAAGCGCCCUUUGUCAUCGUCAAUCGUCGUCAUCAAGUAUGUUCCAAGUACUAAUUCUUCUUCAAUUUUUGCGUUAAGCAACCAGCGUACGUUUGAUUACAGUCGUUCCAGAAGGCAUCCACACAAAGUGAUGUGUCAGCACAAACACAGAAAUAGGCCUCUCAUCCUGGUGGUAUGUUGUUGAGUGAUUGAACAUGUGUUUGUGUGUGUGUGUGUGUCCUUUUUCGAGUGUGCUCAUCUCAUCGGCUUCAUUCUUUCGCUUCUCGGUGUCUUUUCUUGUUUCAUCCUUUUUUGUUCUUUUAUUUUUUACGAAACAGUUUGUAGGCAGAGCGAUCUUCAUCGUUUUCAUCAUCACAAUCGGUGAGAAACAUUCGCUUCUUUUCUGUGCUCUUUGAGUCGUUAGUGCGUGUUUUCUCAAUGACUUUUGUCGGCCAGUCAUCGUAUGUUUUGCUUUGAUCUUCCAGCUUCAAAUCUUAUCUUGUGUGACUUCUACUCACCCCCCGACCCUUCUUCGUCCAUCUUUCUUAUCAAAAAAUUGAACCAACCUCACCUCCACCACCCACGCACUUUGUUGCAGCUCACCACAAACUCGUUUAAAAUUCCGUGACAUUUUGCAGACAAAACCCGAUUGGAUAUUCUGAACUGUUGUAGACCGAGUCGUAAGUCUCAAAACAAAACAAAAAAAGUCUGAAUUUGUUGGAAAUCGCAAAAAAUGAAUCAUCUGUCAUCACUAGUUAAGUGUGGCUUCUCUAUCUUAACUCUUAUUUUGCAUGCUCCUCUCUUUCACCCUCUCAUUUGUGUGUUUGCAAGUUCGGAACAUUAACCCUGGUAAACUUAUAUGAUGGCCAAAAAGUUGAUUGGUGAAAAGCCACAAAAGGUGAUGGUCGUUGAUCGAACAAAAAUGCCAAAAAGGUACUACUAUGUGUAUGUCUCUUUGUGUGCAUCUACAAUAUCAAUGUAAUCAUCAUCAUUCUCAUCUUGUUUCUCUACAUCAUUUGUAUCUACAUCUCUCGAAUUUGCUUCACUCUCAUCAUCUCUCACAUCACCAAAAUGAUUGUUAAAAGUAUUAUUAUUAUGAAAAGUUGCGAGAAAGCUGUAAAGGCUUUGCAUUUAUUCUUGUAGCAUGUUGAACUUCAAAUGAUAAGCUUUUAAAUUUCAGGAUGAUCGGAGCCGACGUCAUCGCACCAGAAGCCGUGAUGGAAGAUCAAGACGUUCGAGGAGUAAGGAUUCACCCAGAAGCAAGUAAGUCCUUAAGGAAUUGUUGAAAUGUUAAGCCUAAUGUCAUUUUCUUCUAGGAAAUCGCGUCGAAGUCCGUCGAGCUCAGGCUCCUCUUCAGGGUCGGGCUCAUCUACCUCUCGCAGCUCCUCCUACUCGUCCCGCUCUCGAACGCCGGAUCGAAAGAAAGCUUCCUCGUCGAAACGCCGUCGUUCUCUCUCCCGAUCAUCUGAAGACAGCGACGACGCGCGUGAGAAGCGCAUUAUAAAGAAUAUGAUGAAAGAGAAGGAGCAAGCAUAUCACGCCCGUCUGAAUCGAUGGGAAUCACGUGAACGGCAAAUGGCGAAGAAAUACGAAAAGGAAGAGCGGAAAGAGAAGGACAGGAAGAAGAACAUUCAGAAGGAGCACAAGAAACUAAAAUUGUUCCUGGAAGAUUACGACGACGAACGGGACGAUCCAAAGUUCUUUAAGAGCUCCCUUUUCUUCCAAAGGAAACGAGAUUUCGAAAGAGAACGAGAGGCCGAUCAGAAGGAUCGAUUGCAGGAAAUUCUGGAGAUUGAGGAGCUCAAGAAACAAAUAAUGGCCGAGGCUUCUAGCGAUGCGACAAUAAAUGUGGACGAGGAGGCCAGGAAAAGGCAUCAGUUAAAGGUGAGUUGUGUUGAAAGAAAAGCGUCGAACUCAAUAACAAUCUCGAUCAGUUUCAGGAGGAGGAAGCGAUGCGCAAACUUCGUGCCGACUCUGGCUCGCCGAACCCGCAUCAACCACUCGGUCAAUCGGCGAACGGUGCAAACGGGGAGUCGUCGAGCGACGAUGAGAGUGGAAGUGAGAAGACGGACGGAAAGAAGGAGGAGGAAGAGGCAGAAUCGAAAGAGCACAAUGGAGCACCGGGAGAAGAAGAAACAGACGGACCAGCGCGCACGACUGUAACUGAGACCACUCGCCUUGGCGGUGGAGGAUCAGUAACAAUCGGGCCAGGAGGAUGGAAAGCCAUCGGAGGGGACUCGCACGCGGCUCCGAGCAUUGUCCGACCGACGUCGAGCAGCUCAAGCGUGCCCAAAAAAGAGCCAUCACCAAUUCCCAUAGCCCAACGGCUCAGUGGAGUUUUCGGAAACGACGACGACGAGGAUGAGAUGCACAAGAGGAAGAAGCUGAAACCGUUUGAGAUUACCCGAGAGGAAAGGGCGCAAGUGAUGACGGCCGACGAGAAGAAGGAGCUCACCAAGCAGAUUAUAAAAAAGAUUCCACUCACUAAAGGUAAACGUUAGAUUUGAUUUUCAGCAUAAGAUGCUUCUCUUUUUCAGAAGAGUUGUUCCUGCACAAAAUAGAAUGGGAUCAGCUGGAUCGUCAGUGGAUGAACGACCGCAUCCGACCGUGGGUCGCCAAGAAAGUCAGCUCGUUCCUCGGCGAAGAGGACACCACGUUUUGCGAUUUCAUUUGUGAGCAACUCGCGUUGCAGACCUCGCCCGACAAGAUUCUCAAGGAUGUUGCUGUGGUGAGCACUGAAACUGGGCGAAAACCGAGUUUGACCUACUUUUCUAUAUAAUCAUGUUGUAGAUCAUUGACGAGGACGCCGAGCAGUUUGUGAUUAAAAUGUGGCGACUGUUGAUCUACGAGGGACAGGCCCGUCGCCUUGGCAUCACCUAA